AUGGAACUGCAUGCAAAGACAACAGGGGGCUCCCUGAUGGAAUACAUCCGAGCCCCCAGAGCGAGGUACACAAUAGUCGGAGAAGCUAUACGUUAUGUCAUUCCUGGACAUAUGCAAUGCUCUAUCGGCUGUGGAGGUCAAGCCUGCAAGUAUGACAAUCCAAGUUAUUGGAGUGAUGACCAACAGGCCAUACAAGGCCUCUACUCAUCCUGGAUUACUGAUCAUCUUCUCGCUAUGUCCAGACCUUCAACAGAAAUCAUUGAGAAGUAUAACAUCAUUGAUCAAUUUAGAAGGAGUGGUAUUAAAACAGUCAUCAACCUACAGUUACCUGGUGAACAUGCCAGCUGUGGAAAUCCUCUAGAGCCAGAGAGUGGCUUUUCUUACCGCCCAGAGGUCUUUAUGGAAAACAAUAUUUAUUUUUAUAAUUUUGGCUGGACUGACUAUGGAGUGGCCAACCUCACCACUGUGCUGGAUAUGGUGAAGGUCAUGGCCUUUGCACUGCAAGAGGGGAAGAUAGCAGUCCACUGUCAUGCUGGUCUCGGCAGAACAGGUGUGCUGUUAGCAUGUUUCUUGGCCUAUGCUACCAGAAUGACUGCUAACCAGGCGAUUUUAUAUGUUCGUGCCAAACGACCCAACUCCAUCCAGACCCGAGGUCAGCUCCAUUGUGUCAGGGAGUUUGUCCAGUUUCUUGUUCCUCUAAGGAGUGUGUUUUCCUGCGCUGAUCCCCGAUCCAACCCAGUCACCCUGCAGCAGUACCUGAACCGCCAGAGACGCAUUCUGCAUGGCCAUGAGAGAAAGGAGCUGAAGCACCUACCAAAGAUCGUCCAGCUAGUGUCUAGGCUGCUGUUAGACAUAGCACAGAAUCGACAAGUGAUUGAGGAAGAUAUUCUGGAGGCCCCUGAUAUUCAGGACAUAGAAAUGACUCUCAGCAUAGUUGAGAAGAUGGGCCACAAGUUGCUUGGGAAGGAGCCCCGCUUACCCGGUACACCCACCUUACCCAGACAUUUCAAUGAACCACCCAUCUUUUAUCAUCGCAAAAGUCUGAGCUACAGUGAGUCUGACUUGAGACGGUUGGGCUCACAGCUAAACCUCCUCACACAGCCUCUGAACUCGCUGUCACAGAGUAAUAUUCAAAUGUCCAUUUCCCAUUCCGACACUAGAUCCCAGUGUCAAGGUUGGAGUAGCAACACGUCUGAUGUCUCUCACGGCUCAGCGGGCUCUCUCUGGCAAGUCAAGAAUGUGGAAAACCCAAAAGAUGUAUCCAUUCUGCUGAAGAAAGUGAAGAGGAAAACAAUCCAGCGUAGCGAGUCAGUGGGAAACACUGUAUCUGUCAAAAAGGGUAGCAUGUUGUCCAGGUGGAAAGCAGAGCAGAGGGAAGAGCUGGCAAUGAACGGGAUGAAAUCUGAGGUUAGAGAAGAGGAGCAGUCAGAGGUGCCCUUCAUCACCUUGCAGUCAGAGCUGUCUCUGGAUGCCAGGAGGUUGCUAGUGGCACAGGCCCUGGCAGUGGACCUGUUUCUUGAUGGGGAGGAAGAGCACAAGAGUAAAGUUUUAGCCUGGCAGGCAGAGCUGAACCAAGGUGGUGCAUGGGAAAGGCUGUGCAUGGAGCGGGAUCCCUUUAUCCUCACUGGACUUAUGUGGGCGUGGCUGGAGCAACUUAAAGAGCCAGUCAUCUCCAUCCAGGAUGCCAAAGCCCUGAAUUCUGACAAUGCUGAUGCUCAGACGAUCCUCAACACACUCGACCAGGCCCCUAAAGAAACAAUAACAUGCAUACUAGAUUGCAUGGCUCAUAUGCUGAAUAUACCAGAUGAGGUUGAAAAUGCAUUCCUGAAUCGCAUAAUUAAGGCUUUCACAUGGCUGGAUAAUAAUUCAGAGGAUGGGAGAAACGUGUACGAGUCCAUGACAACAGUCCUAAGGUGUGUUAUAGAGGACAUGAGAUGUACGACAACUGAAGAAGAUGAGACAGCUAUGGCUUCCUUCCCAUUAACAUAACUGCUGCCAGUCGUGUAUACGUGGUGCACUGUCUGCGCGGGGGAAAAAAAGAUGCUUUUGUGCCUUGUAUUAAAAGUGAUUUAAUAUGUAAAAACA
Stegastes partitus (bicolor damselfish) is the source of this 2085-nucleotide messenger RNA. It is a transcript of the gene ptpdc1b, whose product is annotated as protein tyrosine phosphatase domain containing 1b. NCBI's taxonomy places the organism in Eukaryota, Metazoa, Chordata, Actinopteri, Pomacentridae. The transcript is spliced from 9 exons. The record is from RefSeq and is a predicted model, not a curated record. Bases 1 to 1989 code for a protein of 662 amino acids. Gene Ontology annotation, biological process: protein dephosphorylation; cilium assembly. Gene Ontology annotation, molecular function: protein tyrosine phosphatase activity.